AUGGGAUCCACUAAAAGAAAAGAAAUUGAUGUCAUUAACCUUAUGAUGAGCAAUUAUAAAGUGGAAAUCAUCAAAGAUACCAUGGAUGACCUGAUUUUAGAUUUUUUUGGACCGCCAAAUUCUUUAUACGAAGGUGGGCACUGAAAAAUUCAUAUAGAAAUCCCAACUGAUUACCCAUAUAAAUUUCCAUCUAUCAGAUUUGAAAAUAAAAUUUUCCAUCCGAAUAUAAAUGAGGAGACUGGAAGAAUAUGCUUAGAUGUUCUCAAUCAAACUUGGAGCCCUAUGUUUGACUUGAGAAAUAUUUUCGAUUCUUUUAUACCUCAAUUACUUAUGUAUCCAAAUCCCUUAUCUUAUUUAAACAUGGAAGCAGCAAGUUUAUUGCUAAAAAAUCCAGAAAAUUAUAACAAAAAAGUCAAAGAAAUGGUUAAAAAAUAUUCAAUUAAACCAAAUGAGGAAUUAUCUGAAAUUAGCUUGGAUGGGCUAAGUGAUCUAUCAGACACAUCUGAUUUAGAUCCUGAAUUAUUAUAA
Molecule: messenger RNA, 528 nt
Organism: Blepharisma stoltei
Lineage: Eukaryota; Ciliophora; Heterotrichea; Heterotrichida; Blepharismidae
Source: the annotation of a GenBank genome assembly